Messenger RNA from Candidozyma auris, 699 nucleotides. RefSeq lists its product as uncharacterized. The coding region runs from base 1 to 699 and encodes 232 amino acids. Lineage: Eukaryota; Fungi; Ascomycota; Pichiomycetes; Serinales; Metschnikowiaceae. The transcript has a single exon. The record is from RefSeq and is a predicted model, not a curated record.
AUGGAUUUGUCUAACUUAUCGAGCGACUUGCCUUCGACACAAAAUUUGGAGCAGGUAUCUCUAUUGGAGCUCAACAAGGAGCUCACAUCGGAGUUCAAAAAUGCAGCAAAAUCCGUUGCUGCUCUAUAUAAUAGCACUGGCGAUACUAAGCAACAGAAAGCCCAGUUCGCAGAUGCUGCAAAGGCCGUGGCCUCGCUUUACAGGCUAGGUACUAACUCAAACGUAUUGCUGAUGCACAAGGGGUACCUCGAAUGUCUUGAUGACCUUUUAGGAGUCAUCACCAAUGGUGAAGAUAUUGAAAACUGGGCACUCACGAAAAGAGCCGAAGUAACGAAAAAUAACACCACGAAGGAAAGGCUACCAUCUUCGCAAGAAAUAGUCCAGGACGACUUACAUAUUCCACACGACUACGAGUUUUCGUUGCCACCUGAGCUUGCUCUGUCUUUGCAUUUUAGGCCCACGUUUGCUCCUUUAUCUGUAAACUACAGGCGGCCCAGAUCUCGAGACUCACGAAAACCUGACAAAAGAUCCCAUCGUAAACCGGUCACGUUGAAUCAUGAAGCGAGUCAGUCCUCCGACAAUGAGAGUGAGGGAACUGAACUGAGCGAGGAUGCGGAGACGAAGAAGAGAAGAGCUUUGCGCUCACUUCACGAUGCUGUGAAGAGGCGGAAACUUGACUCAUCCAGUGACAACGAAUAG